CUUGCUCACUCAAAUUCUCUCAAGUUUUUGUUUCGUCACGUCAGGAAUCAAACACGAUUCUUAGAAACCAAAGAGAAGACAGAAAAUGGCGCCUAGAGGAAGAAAAAAGAUUGGAUUGAGGCGAGAGGAUGCAGCACGAGACCGCAUGAAAGAGUAUGGGUUUGACAAGCGUGUUAUCAGUGCGAGUAUCAAGCAUGUGCUAGAGGUGUAUGGUGAGGACCAAUGGUUUCUGAUUGAAGAUGGUAACUAUGCUGCCCUCCUUUCUAUCUGUCUGGAAAAGCAAGAGGAGCAAGGUAAACAAAUGGUGGCCGAGGAACGAGAAGAAAUGGGUCUGAUAAAACAAGAAGAGGAAGAAGAAAAGGAGGCUGAUGCGUUAUUGAUCACUAACAAAGCAAUCAUGGACUCAUCAACGCCAGCUUUUCAAUUCGCAGAAGCAUCAGUAGAUUAUGCACAUCAUUCUGGUGGAGAUGCCCAGAGUUCUCACUGUGGGUGGCUAAGCAGCGAGGAGGAGACAGAUCCGGAUAAGGAAAGUGAUGGUGAUGGUGAUGAGAUGAUUCAGCUCACUCCAGAACCUCUAUGUGAAGAACUUGAAGAGCUUCUCAGGGAAGUAUAUAGACAGAAGAAGAUGAAGCACAACUAAGCUCAUGUAACUGCAGUUGAUAUAUAUAUCAGAGUUAAGUUAAGAAACUAGUAAGUACAGUGAAAAAGUAAGCUAGUAUUGGAGACUUAACAAGUUAAUAUAUUGGUUUAAUUUAGUUUUUAAGAAAAUUUGUGAUGA
Messenger RNA from Capsella rubella, 778 nucleotides. RefSeq lists its product as uncharacterized. Lineage: Eukaryota; Viridiplantae; Streptophyta; Magnoliopsida; Brassicales; Brassicaceae. The transcript has 6 exons. Bases 86 to 640 code for a protein of 184 amino acids. The record is from RefSeq and is a predicted model, not a curated record.